AUGACAUAUUAUGGAAUGAAUGUUUAUCAAUUAACUGAACUAGAUGAACAUACUCAACCACAACAAAUUAUUGAUAAAAUGAAUGAACUAUACGGAGAGUUAAAAAAGGCAAAAAUUGAUAAUAAAAAAGAGCGAAUGGAAGAGUGGAAUGUAGUGAUGGAUAAUUAUGAAAUUGACCCAAUUGGAUAUUACAAAUAUUGUGAAAAUAAAGGAAUGUUUAAUAAACCACCAUCAAUAAAUAUUACGAUUAAAAUUACAUUAAAGAGUGUCAAAAAUGGAUUAAUUAAAACAAUUAAAUAUCAAGUAAAACGAAUUAAUAAAUUAACAGCAAAAGAAUAUAAUGAAAUGAUAAGUAAAACAAUCAAAAUAGAAAGAGGAGUUGAUAGUGAUGAUGAAUAUAUUUUUGAAAAAGAAGGAAAUGAAGAAAUUGGAAAGAAACAAGGGGAUUUGAAAAUAUUAUUUGAAGUUAUUUGUCAUGACUUUAUUCGUAAUAAAGAAAAUGUAAUUUUGAAAUAUCCAAUCAAUCAUUAUGAUGAACAACAUGGAUUUAUUAUUAGUCAUAGAGGAAUUAAUGAUGAUGAAUGGAUUAAUAAACGAGUAGAACCAAAUAAAGUCAAAAUAGGAGAUUCAGAAAGUGUAAUAACAAUUUAUGGAAAAGGACUACCAAAAAAAGGAGGAGAAAUAGGAGAAUAUGGUGAUAUAUUUAUUUUAUUUACUGAAAAAGAAACAAAUUAA
Entamoeba nuttalli P19 is the source of this 735-nucleotide messenger RNA. RefSeq lists its product as hypothetical. Lineage: Eukaryota; Evosea; Mastigamoebida; Endamoebidae. Gene Ontology annotation, biological process: protein folding. The transcript is spliced from 2 exons. The record is from RefSeq and is a predicted model, not a curated record. Bases 1 to 735 code for a protein of 244 amino acids.